Messenger RNA from Andrographis paniculata, 1859 nucleotides. RefSeq names its product adenine/guanine permease AZG2-like. Lineage: Eukaryota; Viridiplantae; Streptophyta; Magnoliopsida; Lamiales; Acanthaceae. The transcript has a single exon. The record is from RefSeq and is a predicted model, not a curated record. Gene Ontology annotation, biological process: transmembrane transport. The coding region runs from base 40 to 1614 and encodes 524 amino acids. Gene Ontology annotation, cellular component: plasma membrane. Gene Ontology annotation, molecular function: purine nucleobase transmembrane transporter activity.
AAAAGGGUUGGUGCAUUUAGUGUACAAAAACACAAAACAAUGGGGAGAGAUUGGAAAGCAAUGCAAGAAAGAUUCGAUGAGAGAAUUUCAAAGGGCAAAUUUGGGAGGUUCUUCAAGUUGGAGGCUAGAAAAACUUCCUUCAUGAUGGAGCUCCGGGCAGCGACCGCCACGUUCGUCACCAUGGCUUACAUUGUCUCCGUAAACGCCACCAUCUUGGCGGAUUCUGGUGGAACAUGCUCUGUUGCUGAUUGUACAGGAUCUGUCGAUCCAGAAUGCAUUGUCAAAGAAAAUGUUGGGUAUCAAAGUUGUCUUGCUAGAAUUAAGAGUGACCUUAUAGUCGCCACGGCUUUGUCCUCGAUGAUUGGCUCGGUGGCUAUGGGCUUGCUGGCGAACCUCCCGUUCGGGCUUGCUCCCGGGAUGGGAGCUAACGCUUAUUUGGCCUACAAUUUGGUGGGCUUCCAUGGGACCGGGCCCAUGUCCUACAAGACUGCCAUGGCGGUUGUGUUAGUUGAAGGGUGUGCUUUUCUUGGCAUUGCGGUUCUUGGGCUUCGUGCAAAGUUGGCCCGGCUCAUACCGAGCUCGGUCCGGCUUGCAAGCGCCGCUGGAAUUGGUUUGUUUAUUGCAUUUGUGGGGUUGCAAGCUCACCAAGGUGUGGGCCUAGUGGGCCCUGAUCCGGCUACAUUGGUGACACUUACGGCUUGUAAGAGUACGAAUAUUGACACCGGCGCAUGCAUCGGAGGAAAAAUGCAAAGCCCGACGUUUUGGCUCGGCACGGUGGGCUUUCUUAUAAUGUGUUUUGGGAUAAUGAAAAAUGUCAAAGGGAGUAUGAUAUAUGGCAUGGUUUUUGUAACCCUAAUUUCAUGGUUUAGGGGCACUUCAGUCACAAUUUUUCCUCAUACACCACUUGGAGAAUCAACCUAUAAUUAUUUCAAGAAUGUUGUAGAUUUUCAUAAGAUUGAGUCCACUCUUGGGGCUAUUAGCUUUACUCAUUUCAACAAUGGUCAAGUUUGGGUAGCUUUAGUCACAUUGCUAUACGUCGACGUGCUCGCCACGACCGGCACAUUGUACACUUUGGCAGAAGUCGGAGGCUUUAUAGACGAAAAGGGUGUCUUCGAGGGGGAAUACAUUGCCUACAUGGUCGAUGCAGGUACAACUAUUGUAGGUUCCGCGCUUGGGGUUUCCCCAAUCGCUACAUUUGUUGAAUCAACGGCCGGGAUCAAAGAGGGAGGCAGGACAGGGUUAACGGCCGUGAUCAUUGGAGUGUACUUCGGCUUGUCUAUAUUUUUUACGCCUAUUCUCACAAGUGUUCCUCCAUGGGCGAUAGGCCCAUCCCUCGUGAUGGUAGGAGUGUUGAUGAUGAAAGUGGUGAAGAACAUCGAUUGGGACAAUGUCAAGGAGGCGGCGCCCGCAUUUGUGACCAUAGCCCUAAUGCCAUUGACGUAUUCUAUCGCGAAUGGUAUCAUAGGAGGGAUAGGGACCUACAUUGCGCUCGAGUUGUAUGAACGGAUCGUGGGAUGGGUCAAAUGGCUAAUCGAGAUGAAAGGUAUGGUGGUGAAAGAGCAAAACCAAGUGUCGGCAACGAACAUCGCAUAUUCUAACCAUGAGAAUGUUUAAGAUGUUCGAGAAAAGAUUGCAAAUAUGAAUCCUAGACCUUAGUAGAUGCUAAGAUAGGUUCAUUUCGACAUGGUGAUGUUCAUAAUGUAAUAUUAGAGGUUGGGAAUGCACAAGUCACCGUGAGAUGGUCUAAUGGUGUUGGCAAAAAUGAAUGACCUCUCAAGGGCAUUUGUGCAUUUUCUUCUUUACUACUUUCUUGAAAUAUUUUAGGAAUCACUUGUCAAUGGUAUGCCAUUUUUCUUUUA